CCGCCGCCUUCCGUUACGGCUGAAAGUCCGCUCUUUCAUUGGUCUACGACGCGAAAGACAUGCAAAUCCCGAGACCGCCGUCGCGCCCCGCUGCCACCGGCACGUCCGUACGACAAUAUUGUACGUAAGCGAUUCGGUUUGCAAUUCGCCCGGCAGAGUGCCAGUCACGGAACAACUCCGGACGACCGCCGAUGCGACACCGAAUAAAACGCGGCGGAUCCACGGACGUGUUUUUCUCGGUUCUGCGAUAUUUUUCUCAUUCCGCCGGCCCCACUGUUUUCGUCGCGACCCUGCCAGCAACGUUCCAGUGCGCACUGAACGCGUUAUACACACGUCUAAUAAUAGCGCGCGGUCCCCGUAACGAUCACAAUGUGAUUACGGCAUUUUACGAUAUUCGACCGUACGGGUAAUGACCGCAUCGGCAACAAUAUAAUCACAGUAAAUAACAAUAACAAUAAUAAUAAUAAUAAUCGUCAUGUUUCUCCGACGUACGGUAAUACCCGCCCGGUCCGUCGGUACGCGUUUGUUUGUGAAACAAUUCCGCGUCGAUUUCUCGUUCUGCCGUUAAUAACACAGCGCCGCAUGAUGUAGACCGGUCAAGAGAGGUAAGCCCCGGCGACACCGCGACAUGAUCGGAGGUGCUGGUAAAAGAGGUCCGGCGGCGCCCGGAGGAAGCAAUAAACCGCCUUCGUCCACGGCUACCGCGGCAGCGGCGGCCGACGACAAGGCGUCCACGGCCAGCGGAGUGUCCAAGGGUGACGAAAAAAAAGACGAGACUAAAGGUAACUUUAUUAUUGUAUAUUAUAAUGUUCGCAGUGGUUACGCAUAGUGCAAAUGCCAAACAAUAAUUCAUAUAGAAACAUUUUGAUAUCCGUCGUCACAUUAACAACAAAAAUAAAAUGUGAUAAAAUCCAUAACCGAUAAGUACGACAGCAGCGUCGGGUUUACCUAUAAGCAGGUGGUUGAAGCGGCAAAAAUUGUAGUGAUGUCAAAUUUAUUACGACCAUCAGCUCUCUCAGAAAAUUUGUUUUCGAUAUUUUCAGCCGAUGAUUUAAAAUGUUUUUUUUUUUUUUUUUGAAACACCAACAUUUAACCAAAGAUCAUGGCGGCUUAUUAAUCUUUCAUGUUGUUGAAAAAAAACUUUGAGUUAACACACAAAAUAUUAUACGUAGAUAAGUACUUUAAAUUACCAACAAAUGUUUAGGUCAACUACAAUCUUAAAUCGUUAUAAUUACGAAAUUGAAUUUUGCAUAUUUUGAGGUUUUUUAAAAUUAUUUAUAGAAAUAAAUAAUAACAUAUAAAAAUGAAUACAUGUUUUACUUAGUGUAUGUUAAUAUGUUUACCACUUCCAAAUUGUGUCUUUCUAAGGUACCUAACAAUAUAAAUAAAUUAUAGUUUAAACCGGAUCCCUUAUUCCCUUUAAUGAAAGGGCAGCGAAUUUCUUUCAGUUUUUAGGCAAACUGCUUAAUCUGCCUCUGUGUUCAGUAGUGCAUUAAUAAAUCAUAUGUAUUAUAAAAACAAGUCACACAUAUUAUUAAAACAUUGCCAUAACAAAUAAACCACAAAACAGGUAGGAAUGUAGGAUCUAUUUCCGAUAAUAUUACCGAAUUCCUAUUAACCGUUUAACUACCCAUGUCUAAUUAAAUAUUAAAAUGGAUUUACACGUUAACACGACGCAGUAACACUUAAUAAUAGAUCAUUCAAAAAAAUAAAAUCCAGGAUCUACAAAUAAAUUUGUUUUAUCUUUAUAUUAUUUUCAUAAAUAAAAUUUUGAAAAUGAUAAAAAUUGAAGAGAUUUUUACAGGUGCUUUAAAAAUAAUCCCUUAUGUAUAUUCUAUAUCAGUAGGUAAGUUUAUUUUUAAAAAAUAAGUAUUGUAAUGAUAAUCUGUAAAAAAUUAGAAAACAAAAAUUCUAAAACAUUAUUUAUUAUACGGUACCCAUAUUAUAUAUUAUAUAUUGUACGUAGGUACCCAAAAUGUCAUUCCCGUUUAAAAAUAACAAUUUUAAAUUACUGUUGCUAUACUGAAUAUAUGUACUUAGUGACGACCGGUCAAUUUAAUUAUUCCAAAAAGUAUAAAUUAAUUAAUAGAAUAAAAAUAUUUUAAAUACGAUCGCAUUAGUAUUUUACACUUUUCUAAUAAAAGUAGCUAAUUAUCAUAAUAUUAUAUCUUAUUGAUUAAUCUUAGUUAUAGGUGAUAACAUUUUAAAUCACAGUACAUUUUUAUCAAAGUACCGACGUGAUUAUCUCCAAAACUGUUCCUAUAUUUUAGUUUUAUUUGUGUGUAAUAUUGUAUAGUACUAUAUACCUACUUAUUUUUAUUUUUCUAAAAUUAAUUCCGAAAUAUUUUUACACUUAUUAUUCUGCAUUUAUAUCGAUUUCCUUACUAUGAAAUAAUAGAUUUUUUGAAAUUGAACUUUUAAGCGUUACCUACCUACCGAAUUGUACUAAAUAAAAUCACCAUUUAAAAUACCAUAUAAUAAAUCCGACAUCAUUAUAAUAUGUGCUGCAUCCAAAUUGGUUCCCACACCUAAACAUUAAAAUCCGAGUUGGUUCCCGAUAUUCUAGGUGGCACACAUCCUAAAUAAUUCCCGAUAAAGACUUCCGGAAAAAGCGAAAUUCAAACUAACAAAUAUACAAUAACAUAUUAUUUAUGUAUUGGUAAUAUGUAGGCAGUCUUAAUUCUGUAAAAAAUGAGAUAAAAAAUCAAAAUUGCUUUUAAAAUAAUCUGGGAACCAAUUCGGAUAUACCCUUCGUAACAACCCGAGAACCAAUUCAGACGUUUCGGGAUCAAUUCGAAUACACCGAUAAUAUGAUUUUUUACAAUGACUGAAAUGAUUAUGGUACUGCAGUUGAGUGCGGCGAUCUUUCCAACAUUAAUAUUUUUUUAUCAAUAUAUAUAUUAUACAUAUCAAUAUUAUUAUAAGUGCAAAUAACAUUUUAUACAUAAAUAUUUUUUAGAUGGAGUUGUACCAACAAAUUUACCAAGUCCGGGCUCGUCCAUAAGAGACGGAGCUCAGCGAAUUUUACAACUAUGCUUAAAGUCAGAAUGGCCACCAUUAGAUCAGGCACUUAAGGUAGUCGAAAAACUAAUAGCGGCUGGGGGCGAAGAUGUGACGUCAACACCGUUAGCUGGUGUAGUAGACCAGGUAAUUUUUAUUAUUUACAAUUUAGUGAAUUAUCAACAUUUUAAUUGUACCCAUGAUGCGCAAAUAUUUUUUUAUGGUUGAAAAAAACCAGGGGUUGAUGUCCAUUAUAAAAUACGCGUGGACGUUGGAAAACUAGCACAACCGGAAAAGCGUCAUGGUCCGUUGACACGCGAUUUACCUACCCUAAAGGCCACAACUUGAACUUAACACAUACAUUACAUGAUUGAAGUAAAUUGUCUAAAUUGGGCUAAGAAAAUUAAUAAGGAACAUUUAUUUGACCUCAACAAGACGAACUGAUAUUAAUUGCAAUACUGAAUUAAUUUCUUAGUGGACUAUUGUAGGAAAAUAAAAGUAUUUUUUUUUUAAAUUUAAUCUUUAAACUGAAAGAGUUUAGAAAAAAAUCGAUUUUUUUCUAAAAUAAAUUACUAGUUAUUUUUCUGAUUUAAAAUUCCUUAUAAAACCUGUUUAAAAAUCGUUUGAAGUUUAAUUUAAUCAGAUUUAAAGAUUUUUAUUUAAAGAGAUAAACUAUACUUACUCAUGUGUAAAAUAUCAAUUCAUUAUACUUACAUAUUUGUGUGUAUAAUAAAAAUCCAAUGUGUGUAAUACAACUUGUAUUAUAAGGUGUAUACAAUUUAUAACAAUUAUGGCAGCACUUUAUAGACGUUAAUAAACUACAAAAUUUUGUUUUUCAUUGAGUAAUAGGGACAUAAGAUGGUCCAUUAGCAUUAUAUACAUUUUUUCUUUAUUGCAUAAUUUAAUAAAUUGAAAUUUAGAUAGGUAUUUUAAAAUAUAAAACUCAACAGGUACAUUGAGAAGAUAAGUAUAGUCAAUGGUCAUCGAUAAUAAAACUUUAAAAUAACGAUUGAAUUCUAGAAUUGAAUAAAGGAAAUGUAGACAAUUCCUGAUAGUAAAUCAUGGAAUUCAAAAUUAAUAUUAAUAAAUGGAAGCCUCGUGGAAGGGAAUUAAAUUUUUAAAAUGGUUAUAAAAAAAACUACUACAUUACGGUCAAUUUUUUGUUUUAACCACAACUUACUACAAAUAAUAUGUUACAUUUUCAAGCAUUUCUGAUAGUUCAAACAUUUGUAUCCAUUUACUAACCAAACAAAAACCUCUAUAUCUAUGUUUAGUUCAAAAAUUGCCAGAAUAUUUUAAACAUUUUACCAUAUCUAUAAAAGUCCAAUAUAAGUAUUCUGUUAAAUAACAACUAAAAACCAGAGUUUAAAAAAUACCGUUAUUUCCAUAAAUUUUCCUAUUUUUCCUAUAAGUUAUGUUCCCGUUUUUGGCCAAUUUUUAAGAAAAAUAUAAUAUCAUAAAACAGCUUAUUUACUCAUACACUAGACUAAAUUUGAAGCAAUAUUUCUGGUUGAAAAGAAAAUUGGAAAUCAUUUAAAAUAAUAUAAUUGUUAACACCGUACAUUUCUGGUUUUUUCCAAUUAUUAUGAAAACUUUCUUGAAAAAUCAAAAAAAAACUUUUCCAAUGCACCAACUAGAUCCAGCAAAAACAAUAUCUUGUCAUUUUAUGAUUGGAGAAAUAUUGGGGUAGGCAGAAAAUAAAACUUAUUAUAUUAAAACCAAUACAGUCCUCGCUUCGUUUAAAAUUUAAAGUUUGUUGACAAAAUUAAAAAUUAAGGACACAUUUUUAAAACUAAUAUACUUCAACGUCAAAAAAAAAAAAAUCCAAUUAGUAUCAAACUGCAUUUUGUUUCUAUUUAUAUUUUAUGUUGUCAGCUACUAAAAACGUCUUUAUCUAAUAUUUCUUUAUGUAUUUCAACUGUGUCUUGACAUAAAAUAAUGAUAUAUGAUGAUAUACAUAAAAUCAUAGUAAAAAAAAAAAACUAGGUCCGCUCUUGAAGAUGUUAUACAACAAUUUGUAUGUACGAAUGAUGAACUUGUAAAUAUAUGAUGAUCCACGAAGUAUAAUAAACUCUGAGCGGAACGAGGAAUGUGUUUUUAUUGUUCAUCUAAUGUUUUAAUUAAGACAUUUGAUAAAUCGGUGGGAAACAAAUGAUCAUUAUAUACAAAUACAAAUUAUAUAAAAUAUGCUAGAUUUGUCACGUUAUGAACAGAGCAUACACGCGGUUUUUAAGUAAAAAAAAAAAAAUUAUAUCUAUACAUAAUAUGUAUUUUAUGUAGAGCAAUGGAAUGACACCUUUAAUGUAUGCAGUCAAAGAAAGCAAAACAACAUUCCUUGAACGUUUGAUAGACCUCGGAUCUGAUGUUACAGUUAGAAAUGUGGUAAGUACUAAAUAAUUUUACUACAAUAAUACAUUGAUACAAUACCCUAAAAUAUGAUAUGAUAUUAUUACGCCUAAGUACAUAAAUGUUGAAAACUAUAUUUAAUUUAAUACGACUUACUAAAACUAAACAGGCAACUCAUGAAAAACCUUUAUUAUACCAAGAACUAAUUUAUCAUCAGGUUGCAAAUUUAUUAAGGCUAUAGUAAAGAUAGUUUUUUUUUUCUUAAUAUGCAUUCCGGUCACGCGAAAUUAUUUGAUCGUUUGUCUUCCGUUUUUCUAUAAUAUAACGACUUGUGCUAAUGUAACUACGCCCAAUUCAUUAAUCAUUUGGAUAAAUAAUAAAAAUAUGUAAAAAUGAUUUUUAGGAUAAUUUUAAUGCAUUGCAUUUAGCUGCGACCUACUCCAGAGAAGACGUAAUAAAAGUGUUACUGCCAAAAAAAGGAGCAGACGUUUACUCUCCAGGGGGAGUAUGUUAUAUUUUAUUUUAUUUAAUAUAGGUACUUCUUAUUUAAGAAUUUUAAUUUAUCAUUAAUUUGAAAUUAUAAGCCAAAACAACAAACAGCCAUACACAUGGUAGCAAGUAGGCAGACUGGAACAGCAACAAGCAUACUUCGAGUACUUCUAGGUUCUUGUGGAAAGGAUAUUCGGACCAUUGCCGAUGGGGUAUUUUUUAAUUAUAUUUUUAGUUAGCUGUGACAAAGAUAAAAAAAAUUUUAAUUGUAUAUAGGAUGGAAAAAUUCCACUUUUGUUAGCCGUUGAAACUGGUAACCAGUCUAUGUGCCGUGAACUACUAUCAACCCAAGCGGUAGAACAGCUUAAGUACAAAACUAAAUCCGGUGAUAUGGCUAUUCAUUUAGCCGCUAAAAGAAAAGACAUUGAUAUGAUAAAAAUAUUAAUUGACUAUGGUGCUAGUGUGGAUAGUCAAAACGUAGGUAUCAAUAAUGGAUAUAUUAAUUGUUUAAAGUUUAACCGUGUUAAUUUAUAUUACUUAACUUAAUUAUUCAAUAAAAGGGCCAAGGACAAACAGCACUCCACAUUGCUUCAGCAGAUGGAGAUGAAGCUUUAGUUAAAUAUUUUUAUACUGCUAGAGCAAGUGCUUCUAUAACAGAUAAUCAAGGUAAAUUAAGCAACAUUUUUAUGUUUAAUUAAUUUGAUAAAUAGCUUGAAUUAAAAAUAUUAUCUACAAACACAAAGACCAAAAAUAAUAAUUAGUAAUAAUAAACCAUUGAAUUGACAUUUAAUUAUUUAGUAUUUCAUAAGAAUAAAGUUCUAUAAAACACUCACAAUAGAAUAUUUAAUCAAUAAAUUAAAAUUUUAAACUGUAGGUAAUUAAUACAAGCUUGAUACGAAACGCCAACAGUUAAAAUGCCGAAAGAUUUAAACAUCGAUAGAUUAAAAUAUCGACCAAUGACAAUGUCAACGGCUAAAAUAUCAAAAUAUCAAUUUAAAUAAUAAAAAAAAAAAAAUAUAUAAAAUUAAUAUGAUGUUACAGUGUUUUAUUAUAUGGAAUCAGGAACAGAAAAACUCAUAUGAGGGGGUUUACAUAUAUAGAAUUGAAUGCAUGGCCAUGAAUGAAAAACGUUAAUAACGAAACGCCAAUAUUAUUUUACCAUUAUUUUCUCCACAACCAUGGCCUGUUGUCAUUAAUAAUAUAAUCACAAAAACCCAAAAUAAAUUUGAAGUUUGGCAUAAACGUCGGGAGUACUUAGUUAGUGCUUCACGUUAUGGGUUAUUUCGACUUCGUCAGUAGGUAACAAAAUCAAAUGGAAAUCACAUGGGUAGGCUUUACUUCGUGGAGAACUUCGCCCAAACUCUAAACAAGAAAAUAUACAGACAUAUUUCACACGAUGGGUGGGCCUCUGUUGUAGAUGAGAAGUUGGGAAGGAAGGAUAUAGAGGGAAAUUUAAUGUAUAUCCGCAUGCAACGAUUAAUAUUUGCUAACGAAAAACGAUUCGCAGCGAAAGUUCGGUUAUACAUGUUUUAAAAGGCCGUAAUAUUUACAAUUUUCAUCAAAAUUUGAUAUUAAAAUUCUUAUUUAAAUAAAAUAUACUACCUAUAUAAAAAGUUAUUUCCAAAAAAAAAAUAAUUAAAAAAAACAUCAUAUGGAUAUUUUGGAGCUUUUACAAGAAUUUUUACCAGAUUUACAAUACCGUAUAACAUGGUAUUAUAAUAAUUAUUAUAAAAUAAAUUUAAAAUUAAGAAUUUUAUAUUUAUUUAUUUUAAAUGUAUUAUUUAAAUACAUUUAAAUUUGCUGAUAACGCUUUUCUAUCGAUAUUUUUCGAACUUGCCGACAUUUAACGUUUCGAUAUUUCGUACCUUCUGACAUUUCGAUUAGUUAUUAGUAUUUUGAUACCUUUAUUCACUGUUCAGAUAUAUUAAUUCUAAUUUUACAUUAUUUUAUUAUUUAGACCGAACCCCAAUGCAUUUGGCUGCGGAAAAUGGACAUGCAAAUAUCAUUGAAUUAUUAGUUGAUAAGUUUAAAGCUUCCAUAUAUGAACGAACUAAAGAUGGAAGUACUCUUAUGCAUAUAGCUUCAUUAAAUGGACAUGCAGACUGUGCAAUGAUGUUAUUUAAAAAGGGUGUAUAUCUGCACAUGCCAAAUAAAAGCGGAGCAAGAAGUAUACAUACAGCCGCAAGAUAUGGGCACGUUGGAAUUAUUAACACAUUAUUGCAAAAAGGAGAAAAAGUUGACGUUACAACAAAUGUAAAUAAAUCGUACUUGUUGAUUUAAUUUAAAAUAUACUUUAUAAAUUUAUUUUUAAAUUUUUAGGAUAAUUAUACUCCGUUACAUAUAGCAGUGGAAUCUGUAAAGCCAGCAGUAAUAGAAACCUUACUGGGAUAUGGAGCCGAUGUUCACGUAAGAGGUUAGUUUGGAUAUGAUCUCUCAUUUCCAUUUACUUACCAUUCCAAUUUAUAGGUGGAAAGCUUCGAGAAACUCCACUACAUAUAGCUGCUAGAGUAAAGGAUGGCGAUCGCUGUGCACUUAUGCUACUAAAGUCUGGAGCGGGUCCUAAUUUGGCAAUGGAUGAUGGACAAACUCCAGUGCACGUAGCCGCCCAGUAUGGAAACCUUAUAACACUUCAGCUCUUAUUAGACGAUGGUGGUGAUCCACUUUUUAAGAACAAAGUAAAAUUUAAAAUAAUAUUUAACUUAUUAUUUUUUUUUUUUGUUAUUAUUAUUGUCAAAAUAUAUUAAUGAAACAGGUUGGUGAAACUCCAUUGCAUUUAGCCUGCAGAAGUUGUCAAGCUGAUAUUGUCGGACAACUUAUUGAUUUUGUUAAAAAAAAACAAGGAGACGAAAUAGCAAAUUCAUAUGUAAAUAGUGUUAAUGAAGAAGGUGCAUCUGCCUUACAUUAUGCUGCUAAUAUAAAUAAAUCUGAAGUCAAUGUAUCCAAAACAAAUCAUGAUUCUAAAGUUAUAAAAUUACUUUUCGAUGGUGGAGCCGACAUUAAUUUAAGGACAAAACAGGUAAUAUAUAUCCUAUACAUGUACCUAAUUUUAGUAGGUAGAUACCUACGUACAUUAAUAAUACCUAUUAACCUUUAUUACUUUAUACAUAGUUUGUAUACAAAUGUGUACAUAUGUAUAAGUAUAACUAGAGGUUCUAAUAACAGUUACUAUGUAUACUAUUUAAUGAAUAUCAAUUUUGAUAAUAUUAACAUAAUACUUGUAGGUACCUAUCCUGUAAUAUUUCUAAUUUAGAUGGUUAUACUACUCAAACUAAUAAAAUUAUAAUUAUUAUUUAAAUUAGAUUAAUAAUACCUAGAGUUUAAAAUACAUUAACGAUAUUGAAUUCUUUCAAAUAAAAAAUUACAUUUAAAAAGAAAAUCUAAUUUUUAUUUAUGGUUUUUUUCUAUAGCACCAUGAAACCGCUUUACAUUUUUGUGCUGUAGCAGGCAAUAACGAUGUACUUACAGCAAUGCUGGAUGGUAUGUCUCCAUCCGAAGUACAACAAGCAAUGAAUCGUCAAUCAAACGUUGGUUGGACUCCUUUGUUGAUUGCUUGUCAUAGAGGUCAUAUGAGUUUAGUAAACACCAUGUUAAAUAACCAUGCAAGAGUAGAUGUAUUCGAUAACGAAGGCCGGUCAGCACUUCAUUUAGCAGCUGAAAGAGGAUACCUGAAAGUAACACAAUUAUUAAAAUACCAAAAAUAUAAGUAUUAAAUUUAAAAAUAAAUAUCGUAUUAGGUAUGCGAUGCCCUAUUGACACACAAAGCUUUCAUAAACAGUAAAUCGAGAGUUGGCUGGACAGCAUUACAUUUAGCAGCUAUGAACGGUUUUGCAGACCUUUGCCGGUUAAUAUUAUCAUUUUUAAUACUAAACUAUUUACUUGCCAAGUUAAAAUGGAUUUUUUAUUCAAAAGGUUUUUGAUCCAUGAUCAUAAUGCUGUAAUCGAUAUACUUACUCUGAGAAAACAAACACCUCUACAUUUAGCUGCAUCUGCGGGUCAACUGGAAGUGUGUCGGUUGCUUUUAGAUUUGGGUGCAAAUAUAGAUGCGACUGACGAUCAAGGGCAAAAACCAAUUCAUAUUGCUGCACAGAAUAAUUUUCCAGAAGUUGUACAGCUAUUUUUGCAACAACAUCCGCAAUUGGUUUUGGCUAACACUAAAGUAAAUAUUUUCACGUAAAUUUAAUUUAAAACUACUUUUUAAUAAUCGACAAAUUUAUUUUAGGAUGGAAAUACAUGUGCUCAUAUAGCAGCAAUGCAAGGAUCUGUAACUGUUAUCAUAGAAUUAAUGAAAUUUGAUAAAAAUGGUGUAAUUUCUGCUAGAAAUCGUAUUACUGAGGCCACACCGCUACAGUUAGCUGCUGAAGGCGGUCAUGCUCAAGUGGUUAAAGUUUUAGUUAGAGCAGGCGCAUCUUGCUCAGAUGAAAAUAAGGUAUGUACAUAAUACACAAAUUAAACAUUUCUAUUUUAAUUAUUAAUACAAUUCAACAAUUUUACGUUCCAGGCAGGAUUCACCGCUGUUCACUUGGCAGCACAAAAUGGCCAUUUAUCUGUACUAGAAGUAUUACGUUCAUCUCAAUCCCUAAAAAUAUCUAGUAAGAGACUUGGUAUGACAGCGCUUCAUAUGGCAGCAUAUUGUGGUCAAACAGGUAUAUAUAAUCUAAAAUGGUAAAUUAUUCUUUUCACUACCGAAUUAAAUCCACGAAAGACAAAAAAAUGAUUUUUAAAAUUCUUUUAUUAAUACACUUCUUAGGGGAAGUUUACCAAGUUUGUAGAAAAUUAGAACAUUGGGUGAGAAGUUGAUUUAAAAGAAUAUUUUUUAAUAAAUCUAUAUUUACGUAUUUGACUUCUAUAUUGAAAAUACAUACAAGGUAUUUAGUAAUAUUUUUCAAACUAUAACCAGUUAUCGUUGUCAGAUUUGCUGUGAUCACACGUAUAAUACCAUGUAUCUUAAAUCAUAUACAAUAUAUGAUCUAAGGAACACACUGAACUCUAAACAGAGGUUAUACAGAUGUAAAGAGUUUAGUAUAUGAACAUAAGAGUGUUUCUCAUAUUGAAGGUAAAUAUUUUAGAUUCUGAGUUUAGCGAAGAAUGUAUUGGUUUUCUAAGAUGUUUAUUUUUUUUUAUACUGUGUACAAAAAUUCGACCAGAAAUCUUGCUCAGAUAUAUACGCAUGCCACCAUUUCUCAAAAGGAAUGUUGUCCACAUAGUACUUUUGGGAGGUCAAAAAAAUUUACAUUUGCCUUUUCUAAAAGUGGUAUAAUUUUCAACAAAUUUAAGCCAUUUUUGAGCUAUUUAUAGACAUUUUGAUUUUGUGAAUUUUGUAUGUAAUUUUUAUUCGCUAGGUACUCUAUAGUUUGACUUGAAACAGGAAUGCUUGACAAUUUAACGGGAGGUUCGUUAGGAGUCUAAAUUUGUAGUAAAAAAAAAAAAACAAAUUAAGAUUAAUGUAGUAUGUUUUUUGUGUAAUGGAAUUUUAAUAUUAAAUUUUGACGAAAAUCGUUUGAGUAAAAAAUUAUGUGGUAUAAAUCUAAUUUAUAAAUUUUUUUUUUCUGAACAUAUGUAUACUGUCGAUUUAAAAACGGUGGAAAAGUUAGAAUUAAGCGGAUUGACUAAGUUUCAAAAUUAUAGCUUUUUGAAGUUCUGAUAUUUUAUGUUAUGUUAAAUAAUUCUAUGUUGGACUUGUUCAAACAUAUUUGUCGUGAUCUAAUGGUUAUUUAUGCCUAUUAUCAUUCUAGGGGUUUCGAGUCCAAACUAGUGUUUCGUAAAAAAACAUUUUGCAUUUGUUUGCCUUUUACCUGAACAAGAAAACACAAAUGCUUUUUGAGCGUACCUAGAGAUCCAAGUCAUUGCUCGCUCGAACUAUUUUAAUCACAAAAUACCCCUUGAUUUGUUGUGCAAACUUUUCUUCCAGAAAUUUCUUUCCGAUUAUACAUAUCAUUUUUUCUAAUAGAAAAUCGGACUGGGAAGGUACUUUAAAGAGGUCAUUUUUCGAUUUUCCCAAGAGUUUUCCCAGCAAAUGUGAAAAACCAGGGAAAAACAUGGGAAAAUCAGGAAAAUCGGUAAAAUAUUAGACAAAUAUUAUAAAAGAAAAAAUAUAAUGCCUAUUUUAUUAUUUUACUUAAAUAUGACAUAUAUAUUGUUGACAAAGCAUCACUUUCAACUGAACUGCGCUCAAAAUCGUUUUUUCGUUAACAAUGGUUUAUCGUUGCUUAUAGAUACACAUUAAAUUACCUAUAACAGUGACUGCACCCGUCUCCAUUAUCCUAAGUUGUCUUUCUUUUUCUUUUUUUUGUCCUACCUUACUUUUGUGUACUUGCAUAAAAAUAUGAGUUGGAUACAAAUAAUAUUAGGUCAAUAUAUUAAUGUCAACCCGUGCCGACUUGAAUUUGAAAUUCGAGUACUUAAAUUCAUCUGAUCAUAGGUAAUUUAUUGAAAUAUUUAAUAUUUACCGGGCCGGGCCGGGCUAAAUCUAUGUAAACAAAAUAUUGGACGGGCUUGGGAUUUAAAAAUCAGGCCCGUGCAGUGCACUAGUAGGUACCUAAUGUAAUUAUAAUACUUACCUAUUUUUUUAUUCAAUGUUACUAUGCUUAGAUACUGUUCGAGAAUUAUUAUCUCAUAUACCAGCAACGGUAAAGUCUGAUCCUCCAGCUGGAGUAAGCGUAUUGGGUGUACUUGGCAAUGAAUCUGGAAUGACACCAUUGCAUUUUGCUGCUUAUAGCGGUAAUGAAAACGUUGUCAGACUACUGCUCAAUUCUGCUGGAGUUCAAGUUGAUGCAACUACAGUUGAAUCUGUACGUUUUUAAUUUUCUUUACUAAAAAAACAACAAAAUAUGAACUACCUACCUAUUUUUAAUAAUAUAUUUUAAGGGCUACAAUGCACUUCACUUGGCAUGUUUCGGUGGUCAUGUAAAUGUAGUCGGACUUCUAUUAUCAAGGGCAGCAGAUCUAUUACACAGCUCUGAUCUUAAUGAAAAAACGUGUUUACACAUUGCUGCUACUUAUGGUCAUUAUGCCAUGGUAGAAGUUUUGCUUGGACAAGGUGCCGAAAUAAACGCAACAGAUAAGGUUUUUUAAAAUAUAUUAAAACUUCAUUUUAUUUUCACUGUUAAAAUACAAAUAAAUAAUAAUAUGCAAAUAAAUAGAAUGGAUGGACAGCAAUGCACUGUGCUGCUCGAGCUGGAUAUUUAAAUGUCGUAAAACUCUUAGUCGAAUCUGGUGCUUCUCCUAAAGCAGAAACCAAUUAUGGUGCUUCGCCUAUAUGGUUUGCAGCUCAAGAAGGUCAUAAUGAUGUCUUAGAAUACUUAAUGACCAAAGAACAUGAUACUUACGGUUUAAUGGAUGAUAGACGAGUACCUAUAUAUUAAAUUGUUAAAGAUAAAAGUUAAAUAAUUACACUAAAUACUAGAUUUAAAGAAUAUUUUUUUUUUCAGUUUGUCUAUAAUUUAAUGAUUUGUAGCAAAAAUCAUAAUAACAAACCUAUUGAAGAAUUUAUUUUAGUAUCACCUGCACCUGUAGAUACUGCCGCAAAACUUUCCAGUAUAUAUAUUAACUUAUCAAAUAAGGUAAUUAUUAAAAUAUUAUAAAACUAAUUUAUGUAUAAUAAUUUAAAACUAAUGUUAUAAAUUAUAUAUUAUUAUAAAGUAAAAUUAUAACUUUAACAAAAUAUUAUACUUAUGUAUAAACUACUGAGUACUGGUAUAAUAUGAUGUAAUACUUAAUUUAAAUCAACAUUGUUUAAUAAUUAGGAAAAAGAGAGAGCAAAAGACUUAAUAGCUGCAGGAAAACAAUGCGAAACAAUGGCUACUGAACUAUUAGCACUAGCUGCUGGUCAAGAUUCAGCAGGUCGCAUUCUAACAGCUUCUGACCGAAGAAAUACUGAAUUUUUAGAUGUUCUUAUUGAAAAUGAACAAAAAGAAGUAAUAGCACAUACUGUUGUUCAAAGGUAUCUACAGGUUAGUCAUUAUUUAUGUUCAACUAUUAUUUAAAAUAUCUUUACAUUUUAUAUGAUGAAAUUUAGGAACUUUGGCAAGGAAGACUGAACUGGGCUGGUUGGAAAACACUACUUAUGUUCUUAGGAUUUAUUGCUUGUCCUCCAUUAUGGAUAGUGUUUACAUUACCUCUAUGGCACAACUAUAGUAAAGUACCAAUUAUAAAAUUCAUGUCAUAUUUAACAUCUCAUGUUUACUUGAUGCUUCUAUUGCAAAUGGUUGCUAUAACACCAUAUUAUAGAGCGUCACGACACAAUUUAUUUCCAUAUUGGUAUGAAUGGUUACUACUGGUAAGCAUCAUCAAGAAAAAUCUAAAUUAAUUUAAAAUAAUACUACCUUGUUCAUUUAGGUUUGGUUAAGCGGUUUGUUACUAUUUGAACUAACUAAUCCAAGUGACAAAAGUGGAUUAGGAUGGGUGAAGUUAGCUGUUCUCUUAUUAAGUGUAAUAGGAGUGGCAUUCCACUUGGUCGGUUUCUUUGGACUUGUUUCCAGCCCAUAUCUUCCUACAGUUAUGUAUCUACGAAAUCAAAUGUUUGCUAUAUCAUUUUUAAUGGCAUGUGUUCAAAUAUUGGAUUUCUUAUCAUUCCAUCAUUUGUUUGGACCUUGGGCUAUAAUAAUUGGUGAUUUGAUGAAGGAUUUAGCAAGAUUCUUGGUAGUGCUAAGCAUUUUUGUGUUUGGGUUUUCAAUGCAGAUUGUAGCUAUGAACCACCCUAUUGGGGCAAAAUUGGAAAAAAAGGACAAAGAUUUAUUUGCAGAAGGUAGAUUAACUUAAACAAAUAUAUAAAAAUAACAAAUAACAAAGGAUUAACUUUUUUUUAGUUUUAAUGAGUCCGGUCGAUGCAUUUGAGUUACUUUUUUUCGCUGUAUUUGGUAUGGCAACACAUAACGAACUAAGAAAAGCUACUGAUAGUGAUCAACCUCCAUGGACUGUUUAUUUAUUUAAAGCUGUCUUUGGUGUCUAUAUGUUAGUAUCAGUUGUUGUACUAAUUAACUUGCUUAUUGCUAUGAUGAGUGAUACUUAUCAAAGAAUUCAGGUAAAUUUAUUACAUAUUAACAUUAUUUUUGAGAAAGUAGGUAUAAUUAUUAUUUUAACUAUUGGAUUCAACUAUAACUAUAAUUUAUACUUUGUAUUAAAUUAGGCACAAUCAGAUAUAGAAUGGAAGUUUGGAUUAGCAAAGUUAAUUAGAAAUAUGCAUAGGACAACUACAACACCUUCACCUUUAAACUUAAUUACAACUUGGUUCAUGUAUUUGCUAGAGAUAUGCAAGAAAAGAGGUAAAAAUUCGCAAAAGACAAAUAUUCAGGAAACACUUACGAACUUUUCUAAACUGUUAAAUACAGUUCAGCAAAAAAAGCGUCCGAGCUUAUCACAAAUGGUCGAUAUGAAAACCAAAGGACGAGUGAGUGCCAGGACUCGAAUGGGCAAUAAAUGGUUAUCCAAAGUUAAAAAAGCUCAAGUAGUACCAAGAGGUAAGAAAAAAUAUUAUAACCAACAAUGACAUUAUUAUAAUAUAAAUGUAAUACAUGUUUAGAAUCUAUAUCAGUUAGUGUUGUACACUUGAGUCCGUUUGGGUCAACGAUUAGCUUUACAAGUUUAUCAAACCGCAUUGAAACUGUAACGGAUUGGGAUUCUAUUGCAAAGAAAUAUAGAGCACUACAAGGUGCAAGUGAAAAUGAUGAAAGGGAAGAUACAAAAGCUUCAAAUGCAUCAAUGGAACAUUUAACAAGAAGUAAUAGUGAAGUACCAUCAGAUCCACAACCAUUAUUGACAAAUAACAUAAAUAAUAUUCCUUAAAAACUAAAAUUAUGUAAAUAACUUC
Messenger RNA from Cinara cedri, 15640 nucleotides. Lineage: Eukaryota; Metazoa; Arthropoda; Insecta; Hemiptera; Aphididae. The record is from the annotation of a GenBank genome assembly.